This is a messenger RNA of Volvox carteri f. nagariensis, 1670 nucleotides long. RefSeq lists its product as uncharacterized. The annotation marks the transcript as partial. The transcript is spliced from 5 exons. Gene Ontology annotation, molecular function: protein serine/threonine phosphatase activity. The record is from RefSeq and is a predicted model, not a curated record. Gene Ontology annotation, biological process: protein dephosphorylation. NCBI's taxonomy places the organism in Eukaryota, Viridiplantae, Chlorophyta, Chlorophyceae, Chlamydomonadales, Volvocaceae.
GUGUGGUUCCCUUCUCUGAUUGCACUAAGGAUAACCCCGAGGUCCACACGGUUUUGGAAAUGGGGUACGGCAGGAUGGAGCUGGCCGCCGCCGUGUGUGCUGAGGGUUUGCGGCCUCUGCUUCCCCGCCCCUGCCCCCCUGCCUGGGGCGAGCUGAUGGGAGCUUGCUGGCGGAGGGAGCCCGGGGAGAGACCGGGCUUUAGUCAGGUGAUGAUUACGGCUACGGCAGUCGGAGGGACCGAAACCAUCGACGUGAGAGCGGUUGAUGAUGGCGGUUGCCGCAGCUCCGAAACCGCCAGGGGCACAUCGUGCGGGGAUAACAACCAGAUUAACAAGAAUAGCGUCAUCGCCGUACACGCAUCCGCUACCGUCGCUGCCGUACCAUAUUUGCAACAACAACAGCAGCAGCAACAGCAAGUGGUGCUGCCGCCGUUUGUUCUCUGUUCAGCUGAGUCCGACGAUGCCGUUGCCAUUAACGACUAUGCCAACGGUGCUAACGGUCACGCCAACGGGCUUAACGGCAGCACCUGCCUGGCGGCGGCGUUGCAGGCGGAAGCCGUGGCGCUGGCUGAGGCUGCUGCCACCGCCGCCGCCGUCGGGCGCAUUUUCAACGCCGGUAUGUUUGAGGCCAUAGGGCCCAGAGAUGCGAUGGAGGAUCGCUGCGUGCUCCUGCCCCACGUGCCCGUACCCGCCGCCGCCGCCGCUGGCGGCGGGUACAACAGGCCGACGGCGGCGGUGCCUGCGACGAUGCUGCCUCUGGUGGCGUUGUUCGACGGCCACCGCGGCGCCGACGCGGCGGAGUUUUGUCGUACACGGCUGGCGGAGCUGUUUUGGUCAGCGGCGCUUCAGUGUGUGUCGCCGGCGGCGGCGCUGCGGGAUACGUUUCUGCGGCUCGAGGCGGAGUACCAUGUGCACUGGCAGCGGCAGCAGCAGCAGCGGCUGUUGCAGCGCCCCGCCGGCGGAUCCUCCUCGUCCUCGUCCGCCGCCGGCACCGCCGCCACCGGCGUCUGCCGCUAUCCCGGCACUACGGCAUUAGCGGUUUUAUUAGCCCCCGGGGGACGGUUGGUGGUUGCCAACGCGGGGGACUGUCGUGCGGUGGUUUGUCGGGGUCGGCGGGCGAUGGCGGCGAGUCGCGAUCACACGGGGCUGUUGGAGGACGAACGGCGGCGGUUGGCGGUGGCGGGUACGGCAGUGACGUGGCAGCACGGCAGUUGGCGAAUCGGGGCGUCCGGACUUCAGGUAACCCGGUGCAUUGGCGAUUACGACGUCAAGGGAGGGGCCGCCGCCACCACCGCCGCCGCUGGCGUCACCGCACUGCCCGAAAUCACCUCCCUGGAGCUACAGCCCGACGACCAUUUCGUCAUAGUCGGCACGGAUGGCCUGUGGGACGUGGUUUCGGCGCAGGAGGCAGUCGGUUUGGUGUACGACACAGUCAAAGACCCGACUUUGGCGGCCAAGCGUCUGGUUUCGGAGGCGCUCAUGAGGGGUUCCGCGGACAACGUCAGUGUGGUGGUUGUGUUUUUGUCUCGCGUGGAGACGAUUGAGCGGGUGUACGGCACGAAGGAGGGCGAGGCAUUUGAGGUGACAGGUACGGCGUACGGCAGUCGUGUACGGCUGACGAAAGACCGGCAUAACAUGGCUUCGGCUGAUGAGGUACGUGAUACCUACUAA